UUUGUGACGAUGGCGUCAGAAUUGGAUACUGGAGUGUCCACUGCCAAUUUGAGGUCGCACAAUCCAAAGCAAGGUUUGAUCGCUGAAGGCGCCAAAGCGUUCUCCGUAUUCUUCGAAGACUGCCGCAAUGCUUUUCAACAAGACUAUAGCGGCAGGCCACGCAAACGUGCAAGAGUCGAGUCCGCAGAUAACUCCGAGCCAUCACAUCGUUCUCUCGAAUCAGGUAUCACAAUUGCUCGCCUUAACAUCAACCUACGACCAUCUUCAGACACGACCAAGCACAGCAAUUCAUCAACUCUGCUGGAGGAUGAGAUCGAAGUCGGGCUUGUCGAUGCCUGGGACCUGGCUACUUCACAGCCUUAUCUCUCGCUAGUUGGGCACACAAGCUACAAGAAGAGCCCCUUAUUGAGAGUCCAGACUACGUCAUCCAUCUCAUCAACCACAGCCAAUUUGCUCUCACGCAUAGCGAACCUCGAGAAGCGAGCCAGACGCAAUGUCAGACCAGGCGUGUGUCGAUCUACUUGCCUUCUGCAUCGCUCAGCUGGCCUCUCCGGUCCUGUUUACACAUUAGAAUGCAGCAUCACAUGGUUUGAUGGUGAAUCGGCCUUUGGACCUCUAGCAACCAAGAAAGAAGAUUGGGCCACUCUUACCCAGUUUUUUCCGGAGCCUCAAGGCACUCAAGCAAAGUCUUGGACGCCACAAGAGUUCUACGCUAGUGUACACUCUCCAUCAAACGAUGCGCACGUACCCGAGCAGGUCGAACACAAGGUCCUCGAAACCGAUCUAUACCCCUUCCAGAAACGCGCCGUCGCAUGGAUGCUUGACCGAGAAACCCCAUGUUACGACCAGUCUCAAAAACGGCUGUCCUACUUACCAGUCAUUGAUGCAAACGGCCAGCCUUGUUUUGUCAGCCAUAUGGAAGGUAUCGUGUGCUCUCCGUCACAUUAUGGCACAUACCAAGAACCAAAAGGGGCUAUCUUAGCUGACGAGAUGGGUCUGGGCAAAACGGUGGAAAUCAUCGCGCUGAUAUGCCUCAAUAGACGAGACUCUGCUGAGAUGCAUACUGCACUGGCAGAGGCUCCUGAGCUCAUUAAGUCUCGAGCGACACUUAUCGUCACACCACAGACUAUUUUGCAACAAUGGAUAGACGAGUUGGCUCGACAUGCUCCUCAUCUCUCUGUUACGCACUACAAAGGUAUUUCUAAAGCUGAGUCGUCCAAGGAAGGAGCCCAGUCGAUUGUCGCGGAUUUGGCGCAGCGAGAUGUCGUUAUCACGACAUACGCUGUAUUGUCUCGCGAGGUUCAUUUCGCUGUCGACCCCCCUGAGCGUUCACUGCGAACUCGAGAGCGAAAGCGCAAUCGACUUCGCAGCCCUCUGGUACAGAUGCACUGGUGGAGAGUCUGCCUGGACGAGGCACAAAUGGUCGAAUCGGGUGUCAGUGCAGCAGCUCAAGUAGCCUCUCUCCUGCCGCGUGAGAAUGCUUGGGCGAUAUCUGGUACACCUCUCAAGAAGGACGUUCAGGAUCUGUUCGGACUUCUGGUGUUCCUCAAGUAUCAACCAUUCUGCGAUUCCUCCGCGAUUUGGAAUCGUCUGAUACACCAAUACGGAGAUUUGUUCAAGUCGUUGUUUGGUCGCAUCACGCUACGUCACACUAAAGAUCAAGUACGGCACGAACUUCGGUUGCCUCCUCAGAGAAGGGUUGUCUUGACUAUGCCAUUUACCCAAAUCGAGGAACAAAAUUACAAGACGUUAUUUGAGACGAUGUGUGAAGAAUGUGGAUGUCGCUCUGAUGGAUCCCCUUUCACGGAUAAUUGGGAUCCGGGAUCGCCUGUAUUGUUGCAAAGGAUGCGAACUUGGCUCUGUCAGCUACGUCAAACUUGCCUGCAUCCACAAGUCGGUGGCAGGAACAGAAGAGCACUUGGACGUGGUCAAGGUCCGUUGCGCACUGUGGCUGAAGUUUUGGAGGUCAUGAUCGAUCAAAACGAAACGUCGAUUCGUACAGAAUCUCGUCUUCUUAUCAAUACCCAGCUUCUUCGUGGCCACAUCAUUGGCAACGCAAAGGAUGAUGACCACAGAGCUGAGAAGGCUUUGCAAAUCUACAGAUCUGCACUCGAGGCGUCGGAAAGAAUUGUCGCAGAGUGUAGGACCGACGUUGCUAGGGCAGCUGCUCGGCUGAAUGACCUCGAAAGGAAACACGUCGAUUCCGAUGACGAAAAAACGACAGAGGAUCUUGCUGAGGGACGGUGCAGAGUUGCUCUGUACUCUGCUUUGCAAUUGAAGCAUGCGUGUGCCUUCUUCAUCGGCACCUCGUACUUCCAGAUGAAGUCAAACGACAAUAUCACCGAGCCAGACUCGGACAGGUUUCGAGGACUGGAGGAACAAGAGUCACUCUUCUAUGACUCUGCCAAGCUGACCCGCAAAGAAAUCUUGAAUGAAGAUUCCUCAAAGGCUGAGAAGCUUAUGCAUAAGGUAGAGCAAGAGAAAGAGGUUGUUCUCGAGCGAUCCAGACUGGCAACCAUAGAGAGCCCUGGGGGCGUCGAGAAUGUCAAGAUAGUAACUCGUGAUCUUGCCAGAAUCAUGAAUGCACAAGCAAAAGUCAUUGAUGAGUGGAGAGAAAAGGUUACCGAGCUUUUGCUCAAGCCUCUGGUCGACAAGGACGAGGAUAACGUCGAGACUACCGGUGACGAAUACGAAGACUCGACGAAAUCCCAAGAUACAUUAAACGCGUAUCUGGAUGCUCUGAGAGCCAUGGUUGCCGAUCGCUCGACUUGUAUCACUGGACAGAGUGCGCCACUCGUUGAUGCGGAGAUGCGUUCUCUGGCUCAGAUGGCUAGAUUGGGUAAUGGACACGCACCAGAGCUUAUACUCGAGUUACUCACGGAACGUGAGCGUUUGAAACAGAGGCCUGACGACUUGUUGUCUUUGCGUGGCUUGGUGCACGAGAUCCGUGGUAUCGAAACUGCUCUCGACUGGCAAGAUGGAAACACACGUGCUGGUGCUGAGCUUCAGAUCAUUCGUGGCCAGGCAAAACAACUCGGCCUCAUCGCACUUGCAGCUUUGAAGACCAAGAAUCGCUUCCUACUUCAUCUGCGGGAAGAAAGCACCAAUUCGCAAGAAACACAAAGAAUCUGUGUUAUUUGUCAAGGCUCUUUCGAGCAGGGUGUUCUCACCGUUUGUGGCCAUCAAUACUGCAAAGAAUGCAUCAAUCAUUGGUGGAGUUCCCAUCGCACCUGCCCGGUGUGUAAGCGCCAUCUGGUGCUCGCAGACUUUCAUCAGAUUACAUACAAACCGCAGGAGCUGCUUGCACAAGAGGAACAGUCCGAACCAUCUUCGCCGAGCCAGGGCUCUAGUAAAAGUGCGACUCCGGGAUCUGCUCUGUAUGCCGACAUCAAUAGCGACACGCUUGCACAGAUCAAAUCCAUUGAUCUAAAUGGAUCGUUCGGCACAAAGAUAGAUACUCUCGCUCGACACAUUCUCUGGAUUCGCCAGCAUGACCCUGGUGCGAAAGCAAUCGUUUUCAGUCAGUUCAGGGAGUUUCUCGAUGUUCUCAGCACCGCUUUCAAGCAAUUUGGUAUCGGCUAUUCACGUAUGGGCAAGCCCGGUGCCAUUGAUCGAUUCCGAAGUGAUGCUGGUAUCGAGUGCUUCCUCCUAGAUGCGAAGACCGAUUCGUCAGGUCUCAAUCUUGUCAACGCGCAAUACGUGUUUCUGGCUGAACCGCUCAUCAACACGGCAAUCGAACUCCAAGCCAUCGCUCGCGUGCACAGAAUCGGUCAACAGCGACCCACCACAGUAUACAUGUACCUAAUCGGCGACACUGUCGAAGAAGCCAUCUACGAAAUCUCAGUCGCCAGACGUCUGGCACACAUGCAAAAAGCCAACAAAAAGGAACCCCGACGUUCAAAAUCCUCCACUCCUGCAUUGGGUGAAGCCGCCAUUGAUGCUGCCAACUCGCUUGAAUUGCAACAGGCACCCAUCUCGAAACUUUUGGUGCAGGGAAAGGGCGACGGUGAAGUUGUGCCCAAUGAUGAUCUGUGGAGUUGUCUUUUCGGGCGUGCUGCGAAGAGUCAGAGGCAGCAGCAACAACCUGUUGUUUCUGCCGAGUUGGAGGCGGAGGUCGGAAGGCACUUGCGUGGGGAAGCUGCUGAGAACAGACGUUCCUGA
This is a messenger RNA of Aureobasidium uvarum, 4161 nucleotides long. The record is from the annotation of a GenBank genome assembly. NCBI's taxonomy places the organism in Eukaryota, Fungi, Ascomycota, Dothideomycetes, Dothideales, Saccotheciaceae.